AUGCUUUCUCGAGCAAAGCGUCUCGUCGCAGGAAUUCUUUCCCAUUUUCAUGCCGCCCCUCGGACUUUCCAUGCAGCCUUCUCACUAUGCGCAUAUGCUAUUGCUGGGAAGACUAGAUGGCCCUUACGCCUACACAUGGUACUGAACAGCGCCGGCCGAACUUUGGGAUAUACUCACUGGCACAGAGUAGUGAAUUCGGGACUCCGUACGCGACACGGCUUCAUAGACCGUGUCAACGCGCAACGAGAACUGGGCUAUCCAAUGAGAAUACUUCUGAUCUCGAAUAGUCUUAGCAGUAACAGUCGUAAAGCGCUCAUAUCAGACUCUACGAAGGUCUUCAGACUUGCCCUUCCGUGUCCUUCCGCACCACACAUCCCAGUUCCGACGGUUGGUUCGCGCGUCUUCUUUUACGACUCCACGGGUCAACUCGUGAGAGGUGUCGUCGAAGCCACGAGCCGUAUGGCAGACGGCACACAAAUGGUUCUCAUUAGACGUGACAAUGGAGGAACCAUGACCUUACCAUCCGCAAGCGUCUCUAAAGGUUAGGCGCAGCAUGUGGAUGCUGUGCUGUGUAAUGAGGGGGCUCAGGAUUUCAUUUGGGUACCCAUGACAACGAAAACGUCUCAUCUUUCUGUCGGAUUAUCAUAUACCCAUUUGAGUAUCAUAGCCUCCAUAUGGUUGAUUUGUUCAUCGAGUAAAGCCUUCUGUCAAACGC
Messenger RNA from Guyanagaster necrorhizus, 715 nucleotides. RefSeq lists its product as uncharacterized. NCBI's taxonomy places the organism in Eukaryota, Fungi, Basidiomycota, Agaricomycetes, Agaricales, Physalacriaceae. The record is from RefSeq and is a predicted model, not a curated record. The coding region runs from base 1 to 546 and encodes 181 amino acids. The transcript has 4 exons.